AGAUUCAACACUAGACUUAUUUCUGGAUUAUAGGGGUCCUGAUUCAGCAUGUUUUAUGGACGAAGCAAUUGAAUACGUUAGCGGAUCAAAAAUAUACACUGCUAAAAAUACAACAAUGUGUCAUAAAUUCCAAUGUUCAAUAAAUUAUGGUGUUGAAGUGAUAUUUAACGGACAGCUGUUUGAGUGUCCUGUUGAAGGUGGGAUAAUACAUAUACGGCCACAUAUGAAAAAAGGAUAUUUAGCUAUCAAUAUACAAUGUCCAAAAUGCACGUCAUUGUGUAAGAACCAUGAUCAUAAUGAUUUGAUGACACCUUAUCAAUUGGAGUCAAGUUGUGUUUCAAGAAUAACUCUGGCUUAUUUCGAAGAUAUAAACAUGUAUGAAGUCGACUAUUCCAUGGCCGAUGAUUUCAAAUGGGGAAAAGGUUUAGGUUGUGAUUUCGUGUUGAAGAGCUGUUAUGAAUACAUCAAGGAGAGAAGAAGCAGAGGUCAAGAUAUUCACCCCUACUGUGAUAUUCCCUUUGAACAAAAAUGCGACAGUUAUGAAAAUGGGAUUGGUACUUGCGCGCUGUUUAAACACGAAAAUCAAUUAAAUGAAAGCAAUCAGUAUAUGGAUGAUUCGUUUGCUUUUACUGACACUGAAAAGGAAAAAUAUGGAGGCUAUCCAUUUUUAGAUUACUGUCCAGUCCUCCUAGUUCUUCCGCAUGAUGAAGUUAAAUCAUCCCUGUGCGAGAAGGAAAGCGGUUUAGAACCAGAUUCAACACUAGACACAUUUCUGGAUUAUAGGGGUCCUGAUUCAGCUUGUUUUAUGGGCGAAACAUUUAAAUAUUUUAACGUAUCCAAAACAUACACUGUUGAGAAGAAGCCAUCUUGUCAUAAAUUCCAAUGUUCAAUAAAUUCUGGUGUUGAAGUGAUAUAUUAUGGACAUGCGUUUCAGUGUCCUGUUGAUGGUGGGAUAAUACACAUAAGGGAUCAAUUGAAAGAUGGAUAUUUUUUUAUCGAUAUACAAUGUCCAAAGUGCACAUCAUUGUGUAAGGAUAAUUGUCCAAAAUGA
Molecule: messenger RNA, 1051 nt
Organism: Schistosoma rodhaini
Lineage: Eukaryota; Metazoa; Platyhelminthes; Trematoda; Strigeidida; Schistosomatidae
Source: the annotation of a GenBank genome assembly